This is a messenger RNA of Cucurbita pepo subsp. pepo (vegetable marrow), 490 nucleotides long. Lineage: Eukaryota; Viridiplantae; Streptophyta; Magnoliopsida; Cucurbitales; Cucurbitaceae. The record is from RefSeq and is a predicted model, not a curated record.
AAAUGGCUAUGUCCACCACCACUUGUUGCCUGAACAACCUCAAUCCGCCGCCGCGGCUGCUCCCGAAGUCCACCACACCCACCACCAAUCAACUCCUUCCACGGAAUGGAAAUGGAGAACGAUGGCAAAAGCGGUGCGUUUUGGGGGUGGUCGGAGUGGCAGUGGCUCUGCAAAUGGUCGGAGAAAGUGGCGGCGUAGAAAUGGGAGAUGUCAAUUUUGUUGAUUCCAGAAAAUGGAGCGAAGAAAGAAUGUGCCCACAGUGGCGGCUCAAUUCCCUCGAAACCAUCGUGCCGGAGAAUCUCCCAAGGCCGGCCGCCCGCCGGAGAUGGGAGCCCGCCGCCCUUCCUCGCACAGCUCCUCAACUCCGAACCAUACAUCCAUCUCCCCUCUCUACUCGCUGCUUCUCUAUGUAAUUACCAAAUCCCUAAAUACCAAUGCUUAAAUACCAUUUUACAAUAUGAAUAAGCUUUAAUAUUCUUAAUUUUCGUAA